AUGCAGUUACUAUGGACAUCAGGAAUCGGAUGGGACGAUCCCAUUCCCGAGCAAAUUCCCCGUCGACUUACCACGGAAGGAGAAACUCAGUAUGAACUCCACGUCUUCUCAGACAGUUCCGAAAAGGGUUAUGCGGCCGCAGUGUAUCUACGUUGUGAUUCCGGAAACCGCGUAAAUUGCAACCUCAUCACAGCAAAAUCCAAGGUGUCACCUCUGAAACGAGUGACUAUCCCAUGGUUAGAAUUAUGCGGUGCAGUGUUGGCAGCUCAACUGUUGCACUAUGUGCACGAACUUCUCAAACAAGUACUAUCCAUCAACGCCAUGCACGCCUGGACUGAUUCAACGACCACUCUCGCCUGGAUUCAAUCAUCUCCACAUCGAUGGGCUACGUUUACUGCAAACAGAACCAGCCAGAUCCAGAGCCUCACACCACCAUCACUUUGGCGAUAUGUUCCAACCAGCGAAAAUCCAGUAGACUGCGCGUCUCGUGGACUCUACCCUACCAAACUUCUGAAACAUCCAAUGUGGUGGAAUGGACCUGCGUUCCUGGUCCAAGAUCACAGUACAUGGCCCUUAUGUCUUGCUACAGCCGUUACAGACCUCGAAGCACGACCCACAGUCCUCGUGAUAACGCCGACUACUACCAUUUUUGACCACCUCAUCCAUCGAUUUUCGUCAUUACAAAGGAUCAUUCGCAUCAUCGCAUAUUGUAAACGAGUUUUUGCGAACAUCAAACCCAACAGAAUAGAACCAUCGACCACUGAACCAAGUCAUGCACUGGAAGUCAUUAUACUCGCCGUACAAAGACAAGCGUUCGGUGACGAAGAUCCUACUCACAAAGGCGCCAGCAAGUUACGUGGCUUGAAUCCCUUUAUUGACAACCAUGGACUCCUUCGAGUUGGAGGUCGUCUGGUUCACGCUGAUAUUCCGUAUGAGCAGAAGCACCCGAGUCUUCUGCCGAGGACACAUCGAUUUACUCACUUGCUAAUUGACGACACCCACCGUCAACUCAAGCACCCAGGAGCUACGACAAUGCAAUCCAUCAUCCAGCAACAUUAUUGGAUUGUAGCUAGUCGCCAAGUUAUUAAAUCUCGUUUACGUCACUGUAUUGCCUGUUAUCGAAUUCGUUCUCGAGGAGUUCAGCCUGUAAUGGGAAAUUUGCCAAAAUUCCGUCUACAGCAAGUAAAGCCAUUCACUGCAGUCGGGGUCGACUACGCUGGUCCAAUCCUGUUAAAACCGUCAACAACACGCAGAACUGUACCAUGCCAGGCAUACAUAUGCCUCUUCAUCUGCAUGGCAACAAAGGCGCUAUAUCUUGAACUCGCCUCAGACUUGUCCACUGAGACUUUUCUGAUGGCCUUUAGUCGUUUUAUUUCACGUCGAGGCCCAAUUCAACAGAUGCACAGUGACUGUGGAACCAACUUUGUAGGUGCCUCCAAGUUGUUUGAAACAGUUGAUAAAUCCACGCAAUCUACUGAACACCAGGAAAAAACUAUCAGUCUACAUCGACUCAAGUACGAAGAACUCAGUACCCUUUUAACUCAGAUCGAAGCCACACUAAAUUCACGGCCGUUGAGUGCACUCAGUCCUGAUCCAUUGGACUUCGAUGCACUAUCGCCCAGUCAUUUCCUUACACUGAUGCCCAGCACUGCAAACGUCGAUCCGAGCUUGGAUAACAUACCAACGUCACAUUAUAAACGCUGGAAACUAAUUUUGGAGCUACACAACCACUUUUGGAAACGUUGGAAAAACGAAUAUCUACAGACUCUCCAGCUUCGAUCGAAAUGGUUAACCGGUCAAAAGAACCUAACGGUCGAUACGUUGGUCCUUAUUCGAGAACCAACUCCUCCGCUGUGCUGGAAGCUUGGGCGGAUCACGGAAGUUCAUCCAGGACAAGAUGGUGUCGUCAGGGUGGCCACCGUGAAGACUGCAACCGGGCUUCUCAAACGUCCAACAGUCAAACUUUGUUGCCGAAACAAAAAUGAAUGCAAAGCUCGGGUACACACAACGGUAGACGAUAUUGAAAUAAUAAAAUCAAUAAAUGAACAUAUUCAUGAUUCUGAAGCACCAAAAAUCGAAGGAAAUAUAGCAGUUAACCGUAUAAAACGACGUGCAGCUGAAACCACGGAAUCCACAUCAAAUGUCAUAAAUGAAUGUCUGGCCGGAUUAUCAGAAGCAGUUAAAGUAGGUGCUGAAUAUUUAAAUUGUGUACACCCUAUUAUAUAUGCAUUACUGCCUGAUAAAUAUACAAAAACUAAAAAAACAUUUCCCAAAUAUUAUUAUUUAUGGUUGUUUCUUUCAACUCACAAAAAAUUUCAAAAAAAAAUUGGCGAAUUGCAUCUUAUAUCAAAAUAUAAUAACGAUGCAGAUUUUUCUAUUCAUGUUAAAAUGAUAAUUGCAAUUGCAUUUGUUUGCAUCAACAAUAUUGACAUGGCAAUCGACGCGUUAGAUGCAUAUUUAACAGAAGAACUUCAGUCCUUGCUUGAAUGGUUUGAAGAUAAUUAUAUCGGAAGAUUAAAUCGAAAUGGAUGUGGACGGAGACCUGCUAGAUUUCCACCAUCAAUUUGGAAUUUAUACGAACGAGUACUUAAUUGUAUACACAGAACAAAUAAUCAUGCAGAGGCUGCCAACCGUAGAAUAAAUGUUGAAAUGGGAAUAGUUCAUCCUACAUUAUGGUCAUUUAUAACGUGCUGAAAAAAGAUUCAAGCUAGAAGAGAUACAUAUUUAUUUCAAUUGGAAUCAGGAAGGAGUCCCCCUAAAAAGCUCAAAAAAUAUAUUGACACAGACAAACGUCUUUUAAACAUAGUUCAAGAAGCAGAUACAUGA
This is a messenger RNA of Metopolophium dirhodum (rose-grain aphid), 2826 nucleotides long. RefSeq lists its product as uncharacterized. Gene Ontology annotation, molecular function: nucleic acid binding. Lineage: Eukaryota; Metazoa; Arthropoda; Insecta; Hemiptera; Aphididae. The record is from RefSeq and is a predicted model, not a curated record.